Messenger RNA from Phacochoerus africanus (Common warthog), 2203 nucleotides. RefSeq names its product endosomal transmembrane epsin interactor 2 (gene ENTREP2). The transcript has 9 exons. Lineage: Eukaryota; Metazoa; Chordata; Mammalia; Artiodactyla; Suidae. The record is from RefSeq and is a predicted model, not a curated record. Bases 1 to 1467 code for a protein of 488 amino acids.
AUGCCCUUGGGGCAGGUCAUCUUCCCAUUGUGUGAGUUGCCGGUGCCCAGUGCCACUCAGCCUCAAGAUGGGCCUGUGAGCCAGGCAGUGCCAAUAGGACCUCUCCUCCAGGACUUGGAAUCUUUAGCAGAGUCACCAAUAGGUGGGGCACACAAGGGACUUCAGCCCAGCUGUGAUCUGAAGGAGAUGGCAAAUACUUCAGGCCACCUAGGCAUCCUCGGCUAUUGCCUUGCAAUUAAGUUUGACAGUGUCGAGGUGUGUGUCUGCUGUGAAAUGAAGCACCAGUUGUCUGGCUGCAGCAACCUCGGGGAGACACUGAAGCUGAACCCACUCCAGGAGGAUUGCAAUGCCGUGCGGCUGACCUUGAAGGACCUCCUCUUCAGCGUGUGUGCCCUCAAUGUCCUCUCCACCAUCGUGUGUGCGCUGGCCACAGCCAUGUGCUGCAUGCAAAUGGUCUCCGCCGAUGUCCUACAGAUGUUCCUUCCACAAAGGGUGCCUGCCACCAGCCCGGCCUGCCUGACUCCUCACGGCACUGUUCUCCACCAGACCCUGGAUUUCGAUGAGUUUGUGCCCCCGCUGCCCCCUCCCCCCUACUACCCUCCGGAAUACACCUGCACGCCCACCGCCGAUGCCCACAGGGGUCUGCACCUGGACUUUGCUUCCUCUCCAUUCGGCACUUUGUAUGGCGUCACCAUCAACAGCCCUGGCCUGCUCUACCCGGCUGAGCUCCCACCGCCCUACGAGGCUGUGGUGGGCCCAACCCCUGCCAGCCAGCUUCCAAGUGCAGACCAGCAGGUGACCGAGCCCAGCUCCAGGGACCCAGAUGCCACCACUGGCUUCAGCACACAAGUGCCGGCAGACAACACAAGCCUCCUGGCCUCCGAGGGCUCUGCUGCGCCAGGCCUGAACCGCCCAUCCCCUGAUGGCCCCACGGGUGCCCCUUUGCCUGCUCCAUGCCCUGGCCAAACGUCCCCUGAGGGCCCUGACCAGGGCACAGGGGCUCGGCCUGGUCCCAAGCGUGUGGCCCGCUCAGCCAGUGACCCCACCUCAUGCACGUUCAGGGCAGCAGGCGGUGCCUCGUCACACACCCCCUCCUGCAGCCAGGACCUUGAAGCAGGACUGUCCCGGGCCACAAUGGGGACUGCUUCUCUGUCUCACUCUGUCACGGCUGCUUGGGCCUAUCGGCACCAGCUUUCACCCCCUGGGGAACCAGACUCCUGGAAAACGGACCACCGGUUCAAGCCAGAGCCCCUACAGAGAGUCUCCAAAGAGCAGCUGCACUCCUUAGUGGACAGCAAGGCCUACGCGGACACCAGGGUUUUGGUGGCUAAGUUCUUGGAACACUCAAGCUGCUCCCUUCCCGCCGAGGUGCGGCACGUGAUGGGCUCGGCCUGUGCGGCGGUCCCCUCAGAGGAGUGCCCUGUGGAGGAGGCCGUCCUCAGCGCCUGUGUCCUCGACCAGCUGUGAAGACCCUCAGGUCUGGACGUGCACACAGACAGGCCUGGUGCCACAGGCCCCCCUGGGGGCGUGGGGCGGCGGGGAGAGGCCGCUGCCCAGGGUGGGUCAGGUGGGGAGGGCUGUCCCCUCCUCCACGGGGAUCCCAUGGGCUGUUUUCCUACCUAUUGCAGUAAUACAGCCAAUGACUGUCACGUCCGUGGUGAAUUCCGUGGCUUUGUCAGGCAUGUGGCACCUUGAAGUAGCACGUGACAGGAACCUCGUGACGGGACACUCAUGUAGCUAAAGAAACGUUAAAUAUCUUUAAAAUUUGGGCCUCAAAGAGCAGAAUUCACCACCACACCUCUGCCCCCCUGCCCCCCGCCACUGGUUUAGUUUAAUGUUUAAGGAGCUGGAGGAGGAAAAAAGCAAGAAGCCCAUUUUUUUCUUGCGGUUUGUGUCACCCCAUGAUAAGCCCUGUCUCAGAUGUGACUUUAAAUAAGUAAUUCUAGCACAGAUGGCAGCCUGGGCCCAGCCUUAUGCCUGCAGUGCGACAGGGCCACUGUGUGAACAAAUAUACAACCAAUGCGGGACUCCGCAGUGGCCUGGCCAUCCUGGGAGGCAGAUGGGUGUGGCGAGAGGCCUUGUGGGACCUGUCACCUCGUCUCCCAGACAUCCUCUCCCACCUGCCCCCGCCCCCCGCCUCCUCCGCCCCAGGACAACUUCCCUGCUUCCUCUGGCUGUCUCUCCACUGUUCCUCUCCCUCUCU